Paracoccidioides brasiliensis Pb18 is the source of this 783-nucleotide messenger RNA. Its product is annotated as Fe-binding Fe/S cluster assembly protein ISA1. Gene Ontology annotation, molecular function: 2 iron, 2 sulfur cluster binding. The transcript is spliced from 2 exons. Gene Ontology annotation, cellular component: cytoplasm; mitochondrion. Bases 1 to 783 code for a protein of 260 amino acids. Gene Ontology annotation, biological process: iron-sulfur cluster assembly. The record is from RefSeq and is a predicted model, not a curated record.
AUGUCGCUCUGUUCUGCGGUUCACCCAACAGUGACAUCAUCUUGUCUUUUCAAACCACUUACAGCUCAGCUGCCCAGACGGAUAUGUCUUCUGAGGCUCCGAGCAUUCUCUUCGUACGGCUCAUCCUGUGACUCAUCAAAGCGCAAACUGCAGAUCGAAACCGCAUAUCAACCCUACACCCUCCCAGAAUCCUUCCCGCCUCCUCGGAACACAGGGGUAACGGGCAGCUCAAUCGCUGAUGGCUAUCUCGUGCUCCACGGGAAAUGGCAAUCAAGACCUGCAGGACAACCCCAGCCGUCAAUAACCAAUCGAUUUGAUAAAGAAUCAAGCAUCGGUGUCCCCAAAUCUGAACCCCAGAAGUCAACGCCGGUAGCGUCCGCUCCUCCGUCCCCUCCUUCAGAAACUGAUCAGUCCCAGACACCUAAGAAAGCAGCGCGCCGCAGCAGGCUGAAGGCGCGCAAAGCUGCUCUAACCAUCACACCAGAAGCGGUCUCGCACCUACGUAAGCUGAUAGACCAGCCUGAUCCGAAGCUGAUUCGAGUCGGGGUGAAGAAUAGAGGGUGUUCUGGCCUCUCCUACAAUCUCGAAUAUGUGGAUAAGCCUGCGCCGUUUGAUGAAGUGGUGGAACAAGAUGGAGUUAAGAUUUUGGUAGACAGCAAGGCUUUGUUCAGCAUCAUUGGUUCUGAGAUGGACUGGCAGGAAGACAAGUUGGCGAGCCGUUUUGUGUUUAAAAAUCCUAACAUCAAGGACCAAUGCGGCUGCGGCGAAUCCUUCAUGGUGUAA